AUGUCGUGGUUGGGUUUAAAAAAAGCCAUAAAUCGUGCUGGUACACAGGUUAUGCUUAAAGCAGGCCAAAUUGAACAGACAGUAGAUAAAGAGUUUGAAUUUGAAGAGAAACGAUUUAGGGUUAUGGAAUCCAAUCUGAUUGCAUUACAAAAAAAACUACGAUCAUAUUUGGAGAGCUUGAAAAUGUUGACUAAAUCACAACUAAACGUUGCUGAAUUGUUGAAUUCCUUCUAUGGACAAGAAUCACAAACACCUCAUCAAUUUGAAAAUCGCAUAAAUGGAGAAGAAAUGGAGUUGUUUGAAAACUUAUCGGGUGAUUAUUUCCACAGUUUGAAACAAUUGAACUCCCAAGUGAUUAGUGAUUUGGAACAUCCGUAUAAUCAAACUGUACUCAACCCAAUAGCUCGUUUCAACUCAUAUUAUGUUGAAGUCAAUGAAGCUAUCAAAAAAAGGCAUCGCAAAUUACUCGACUAUGAUGCAAUGAGAAACAAAUUAAAAAAAUUAAUGGAUACACCUCAGACAGAAUACACCAACUAUGAUGUUAAAUUCCGAGAGGCGAGUGAUGAAUUGGUUGAAACUGAAACCAGAUAUGUUGAAAUCAAUCAAAAAUUAAAAGAUGAGCUACCGAAAUUGGUCAACAUGAGAAUUGCAUUUUUUGAUCCAAGUUUUGAAAGUUUUGUCAAGAUUCAAUUGCGGUUUUUUAAUGAAAAUUAUCAACAAUUGCAUCAAUUGCAACUGAGGUUGGACGCAAAGACCAAACAAGAUUAUGCUGAGGGGAAAUUGGAUGAAAAGAUUGAUGAUGUUUUGUCAAAGAUGAGAGCAUUGGAUAUAACUGGGAAAGAUAAUCAUAUAGGUUGA
Molecule: messenger RNA, 858 nt
Organism: Lodderomyces orthopsilosis Co 90-125
Lineage: Eukaryota; Fungi; Ascomycota; Pichiomycetes; Serinales; Debaryomycetaceae
Gene: RVS162
Product: Rvs162p
Exons: 1
Coding region: 1-858 (285 amino acids)
Biological process (GO): endocytosis; actin cortical patch localization; plasma membrane tubulation
Cellular component (GO): Rvs161p-Rvs167p complex; actin cortical patch; mating projection tip
Molecular function (GO): protein binding; lipid binding
Source: RefSeq, a predicted model, not a curated record